CUGAGCUACGCAACAACAAAAGACAAGCGACUGUAAACAACUAGCUUUCAAUUAGAAUUUUUAAAAGUGCAGUACUGUAUUAAGUAUACAUUAUUUUUUGACAAAUUUUUUUAGACACAAAUCGAAUAAAAUCGUCGCAUACUUCUCUUCGGGUUUCCGAUUGUUAUAUUAUCCGUCGUGAUUUUUCAUUGCGACGACAGACUCUUUUCCGUAGUGUGAAACAGUGUGAAAAUAUAUUUUAAAAAUUGCAACAGUGAAUCUUCGGUAAGACAAUCAAAGUUGUGGGAGUUUUAACGCAUUUUCCUAAUUAAAAUAUUGUUCGUCAGUGCGUGUUAAGUUUCAUCGAAAUCAUAUCGUCGCACGAUAGACCUACCCGUCGACAGUGAAAAGUCGAUUGGAUAAAACAUGGAGCAAAAUGGAAUAUCAAUGAUCUCGGCGUCUUCGGUUACCGAAAAUUCGAGUGGGUCUAAAAUCAAAAGCGCAAACAUCGUGUUGUCCAAGGGAAAUGAAGUGCAGAUGCAGAUACAUAAAGUAGAGAUGUCGUGGUUCAGAAAACUCAUGCAAGAAGAUGGUUCGGUCUGGGACACGUUCCUUAUGGGACUGGCCGAAUUCAUUGGUACCGCCAUGUUGUUAUUUAUCGGAUGCUUGGGAUGCAGUUCCGGUCUUGGAACUGUUCGCACGUCCUUUCAAUCCGCCUUUGCCUUUGGUUUGACUGUCAUGACAGUUCUCCAGUGUAUAGGACAUAUCAGUGCUGCCCAUAUCAAUCCCGCGGUUACUGUGGGUUCUGUCAUUCUUGGCAAAAAAUCAAUUCCGACAGCCUUAGUAUACUUGGUAGCACAAAUAACCGGCGGGAUACUUGGAUUUGGUCUGUUAAGGGUAGUCACGCCGCAGCAGCACCUGCACGCCGGCAACCCAGAAGACACUGCCUCCUUCUGCAUGACUUUACUCAACGACGAUAUUACCGUCUUUCAAGGUUUCCUCAUGGAGAUCCUUGCCACGGGUGUGCUGAUGUUCCUGACUUGUGCCCUUUGGGAUUCGCGUAACGAGAAGAACAUAGAUUCCGUAUCUGUCAGGGUUGGCUUGACUGUGACAUGUUUGUCACUCACCGUUGGCCCUUAUACCGGCUGCAGUAUGAAUCCUGCCAGAUCGUUGGCGCCUGCUAUCUGGAACAAUCAGUGGUCUCAUCAUUGGAUAUUUUGGUUUGGACCUAUUGCAGGCGCCAUUUUGGCUACGUUAUUGUACAAGACGUUAUUUUGGCCGAAGGAUAUUGACAAGGAUAAAUUUGCCGAUGAUCACGUGGUACUGAAUGGCGUCCACUCGCUAAACCCAGAGUGACUUUUCUGUUUUAGGUAAAUUGAGGUACCUCGGAGGAUAACAGUUUUUUGUAUUUAUUUGAUAUUAAAGCAUUCCUGCGACUCGGUCGGUAACUUCUUGAAGCUAUUGGUUAUUGAUUGGGAACUGAUUAUUGUUCUUGUUGAUUAUCAUCACAUCGUACUGUGUUAACGUAGCACUCGAAACAAGAGUUGCUGAUUAAUAAGGAUAUUCCAUUUGUUCAGACUGAUUCGAAAAAUUUAUUGUACAAAGACUCGGUAUUUUUAAUUAUCCAGUGAAAUCUAUACGGAUCUGUUUUUAUCUAUGCGCGUGGAUGAAAUUCAGAGAUUUUGAGAUUUAUAAUUGUCAGAUCAAUUUUAGGCGAUUGCGCAUAAUUCUUAUCUUGUCGAUUCAGUAUUUACGAGAUAGUUGUAAUUGACCUUAGAAGGAUAACCUUUUUCUAGCCUACGUUAAAAAUUUAUCGGGUUUGCCUGUCAGACCUACGUAGGUUAUCCUUCUAGGGUUAAGCUUGUUAUUAGACAGUAUUUGACAGGAAGUACACUGCGUGCCAAACUGUGUACUCCGAAACAAAGAAAAAGAAGGGUACUUCGUCCUUCGUUUUUCUAUAGGAUAAAAAGUGUAACUCUAGCAAAGAACGAGAAUCGUGAGAGGAGGGAAUUCAAUGACAUUUUUUUUUUCGAAAUUUAAAUUGUCAAAAUCCAUGAACUGUUAACCUACUUUGAUUUUUGAAUUGCCGCGAAAAAGCUUUUGACUGAUACGAUUUUUUUUUUUUUAAUAUGCCCGCCAAAUCUUGCCACGAUCCACGUUGAAUUUUCUCAGCUUCCGGUUUGUCGUUAGUCCAGAGUCAGUGAGCAAACUGACAGGCAGACCGAAAGCAGACUCAAAGAUAAAGAUACGGGAAAGAUCCUUUUUUUUUCAUGUCAAGGAUAAAAAGGAACUGACCCAAAAAAAAUUUCAAAAAAUGUAUUUGUAGGGUCCGGAAGCAUUUUUUCCGAUUCUACCAGAUGCUCAUUUUUCAGGCUGCCAACUGAGUAACUUUGCUGGAGUAAACUGAAUUUACGAAUAAGCAGGCGAUCGGUUGUGUCUUCAAGGACGACUACGUUGUAAAUCGAUUUGAGUGGGAAAAAAGGAAAAAAAAAAGAUACAAGAAACGUCACCUGCACAGGGACAAAGUAGCAAUUACUUUAACAACAUUGUAAAUAAACUGACGUAAUCUUCCGAUAAAGGCACAAUCUACUAUGUAUAUGUAUAUACGAUGUUUCGUACGUCGAUCGAUGGUCCGAUCGAUGAAAUUUUCAAAUAGCAUAAAGAAAAUUCGUCAAAUUUUUAAAGAUUAUUUCAAGCGAGAUGGUGCGUCGAUAAAAAAGAGAAAAAAAAUUGGUUAUUCUGACGAUAUUACUUUAAUAUUUCAGCUGUAUCGCAUUUUCAUGUAUUUAAUAAAAUAUUUUCUCUCGUCCUACCAGCGCCUGAUCAUCCAA
Messenger RNA from Cephus cinctus (wheat stem sawfly), 2810 nucleotides. RefSeq names its product aquaporin AQPAe.a. The record is from RefSeq and is a predicted model, not a curated record. Gene Ontology annotation, cellular component: plasma membrane. Gene Ontology annotation, molecular function: water channel activity. The transcript has 6 exons. The coding region runs from base 406 to 1335 and encodes 309 amino acids. Gene Ontology annotation, biological process: transmembrane transport. Lineage: Eukaryota; Metazoa; Arthropoda; Insecta; Hymenoptera; Cephidae.